AUAAAAAUCAUUCCAGCAACACUUUUCAAUUGAGAAUAUUGUUAAAACUAUAGUGAGGAAUAACAUUUUUACUUAGUUUAAUCGGAUUCAUUGAGUUUUGUGAAGACGAAAUAGAUAACCCAAUUUUGAGGUUAUAUUGUUGUUGUUUUGGAGUCUUCAAAACACCAUGGUUUGUGAAAAAUGCGAAAAGAAAUUAGGCCGGGUCAUCACACCGGAUCCUUGGAAAACUGGUGCUAGAAACACAGUAGAGUCUGGAGGCAGAAAAGUGGGAGAAAAUAAAGCUUUGACUGCUAAAAAGGGUCGAUUCAAUCCAUAUACAUCAAAGUUCCAGGAAUGCAAAAUAUGUAGAACAAAAGUUCACCAAGUAGGAUCACAUUAUUGUCAAGCGUGUGCAUACAAGAAAGGCAUAUGUGCAAUGUGCGGAAAGAAAAUAUUGGACACUAAAAACUACAGGCAAAGUGCAACAUAGUUUAACGAAUUAUGAUCUUAAGUAUAUUAUAACUUUGUUAUAUAGUAUAAGUUAGAUAUAUUUUGUAAUGUCAAAACUGGAAAGCAAACAUGUAACCUGCAACACCAAAAUUGUUCUUCAGAGCAGAAAAAUCAUUUUCUUUUUCGAUAAUAAAUUAUAUGAAUAUCCAUGGUAAUAAAUAUA
Molecule: messenger RNA, 652 nt
Organism: Diatraea saccharalis (sugarcane borer)
Lineage: Eukaryota; Metazoa; Arthropoda; Insecta; Lepidoptera; Crambidae
Source: the annotation of a GenBank genome assembly